Synchiropus splendidus (mandarinfish) is the source of this 2887-nucleotide messenger RNA. RefSeq names its product G protein-coupled receptor kinase 7b (gene grk7b). The record is from RefSeq and is a predicted model, not a curated record. Gene Ontology annotation, cellular component: cytoplasm. The coding region runs from base 164 to 1867 and encodes 567 amino acids. Gene Ontology annotation, molecular function: rhodopsin kinase activity; ATP binding. The transcript is spliced from 3 exons. Gene Ontology annotation, biological process: signal transduction; protein phosphorylation; regulation of signal transduction. NCBI's taxonomy places the organism in Eukaryota, Metazoa, Chordata, Actinopteri, Syngnathiformes, Callionymidae.
AGUGCAGACAUUGGCCCCUGGGUGUGGCGCCGCAGCUGACGGAUGUACAGGAUGUAGCGGUUUCAGGUGCUCACUUGUGCCUGGGACAUGGCGAGAGGAGGGUCUGAGGGUUGCAGUUAAUCGGGCUGUACUGCCCGCAGCUGUGCUGCAGGACCGCUCCAGGAUGACUGACAUCAAAGGACUGGAGAGCUUGGUGGAGAACACAGCCUACGUGCAGGCUCAGCAGAUGGACCGCAACACGCUGAGGGACCAGAGACGGCCGCUGUCUCUGCCCAGACCGAAGAGGCCCACUGAGCUGCGGGAAGAGGUGGGGACCAACUAUCUGUCCCUGUGCGAGCAACAGCCGAUCGGUAAGAAGCUGUUCCAGCAGUUUCUUCAGAGCUCCAGCCCACAGUGCCAGGCUGCUGCCGAGUUUCUGGAGGAGCUGAACGACUGGCACUUUGCUGAGGAUGAACCCAAGACCAAGGCCAAGCAGAAGUUCCUGUCCAAGUUCUUCCAUCCUGACUCCAGGAGCUUUCUGUCCUUUCUUACCGGAGACGUGGUGGAAAUGUGCAAGGGCUUGUCAAGCAAAAACUUUGACCAGGGGAUACUGAACAAGACCAGGGAAGCCACGACAGAUUUCCUGAGGGAGGCGCCCUUCACCGAGUACCAGAAAAGCCCAUUCUUCUACAGGUUCCUGCAGUGGAAGGAGUAUGAGAAACAGAGAAUAAACCACAUGCACUUCUAUGAGUAUCGGACAAUUGGAAAAGGCGGCUUUGGCGAGGUGCGGGUCACAAACUCUACAUCAUUUUGCUUUUAUCUCUUAAUGCUAUUGACUUGCACUGUGUUGCAGGUGUGUGUGGUGCAAGCCAAACACAGCGGGCAGAUGUACGCCUGCAAGAAACUGGACAAGAAACGACUGAAGAAAAAAGGCGGGGAGAAAUUGGCCAUGAUGGAGAAGCAGAUCCUGGAGAAGGUCAACAGUAUCUUUAUUGUGAACCUGGCCUAUGCUUUCGACGACAAAACCCACCUGUGCCUCAUCAUGGACCUGAUGAAUGGGGGAGAUCUGGGGUUUCACAUCUAUGACCUCGGGACGCGGGGCCUCUGUAUGGAGCGGGUAGUUUACUACACGGCCCAGAUCGCCACCGGCAUUCUCCACCUGCACUCUCUGAACAUUAUUUAUCGGGAUAUGAAGCCGGAGAACGUGCUGCUGGACAGCAGAGGUCACUGCCGACUGUCGGAUCUUGGAUUAGCUGUUGAGCUAUCGAAUGGCAAAACUAUCUGCCAAAAGGCUGGAACCACCGGCUACAUGGCACCUGAGAUCCUGCGGCAGGUGUUCUACAGCACCUCCGUCGACUGGUGGUCUUUGGGCUGCAGCGUUUAUGAAAUGGUGGCCGCUCGCCUUCCAUUUAAAGACUUCAGAGAGAAGGUGCAAAAUGAGGAGGUGACCCGACGCACCCUGGAGGAUGAGGUCAAGUUCACCCACAGAAAGUUUGAUGCCGCGACCAAAGACCUCAUCGGUGGGCUUCUUAAGAAAAAGCCAAAGCUGCGUCUCGGCUGCUGCGGCGACGACCCACGCAAGCACCAUUUCUUUAAGAACAUCAACCUGAACCGGCUGGAAGCGGGGCUGCUGCAGGCCCCCUGGUCGCCAAAGGCUCACGUGGUGUAUGCUAAGAACACACACGAGUUAAGGGAAAGCUCUCAGGUCCAGGACGUGAAGCUCAAUGACAAGGACGAGCAGUUCUACAAGGAGUUCAGCACCGGGGCCGUUCCCAUUCGCUGGCAGCGUGAGAUGAUCGAGAACGGCGUGUUUGACCAGCUAAAUGACUCUCAACUCAUCGGGCCUCACGAAACUGUAUGGGACUCAAAGGCGUGCGUCAUUUUGUAAGCAGUUUAAUGUGAGAAAUGAAGCCAAACAACAACACACCUCACUCUAAUACUUGUGAUGUGGAAGUGCCAAGCUGAAGCGCAGUCCGUCGCAUCCGUUCUUUAAGUGCGAUUAUAAAGUGUCGACGCUGCGCUAAAACGUACCACAACUAAACAUCUGGCUCAGACAAAUGAUGCUGACGUUGUGCUUCAGUUCCUGUUUCACUCUCUCAUUGGUGUAAUGUAGACCCCUGAGCUGUGUUUCCAUGACAUCAUCGGGGAAUUUAGCUGGCCAAGUGUUUACAUGUGUGUGAACCAGCGACACAAAGACAAUCGUUUUGCAACAAGUACCACAGCUUGAAACAGUCUGUGCCUCAGUUACACGUCAUAAAACCGAGUUACCUGAAUGAAAACAUCUCCAGAAAAAAAACAGGAAAGGCAAAAUCAGUAAUCUACAUGAAUCAUGACAGUAGCCUUCUUAAAUACUCUGAAAAAUAAAAGUAUUUCCGUCGCAUUAAACCAGCGUCACCCCAGAAUGUGGCACCAAAAAGUGAACUCUUGAAACGAUGAGCGCGUCUGCAGUAACCAACUUUCACCACUAGAUGCCACCAAGUAAACAUGAAACGCUAUUUAGUUUGUCACCGCAGAAGCGUUUUCCUUUUAUUAUCUUGACUGUGCUGCCGUGGUAUUUACUGGUCUAUAAGGACUCGUUUAGCCUUAAUAAGCAGGUACAGGAUGACAAAUUAUUCUGCUCCGUGUUUAAAUAAGCCAUUUUUGCCUAUUCAAAAAUCAUUCCACCGCCCUCCGUAACUUAUAUCAGUGUUUUAUAACAUAAAAACAACAACUAACACAUCAUUAAAUACUAACAUCUUAGCAACUGCUCAAAACACAGCAACAUUAAAUAGGAUGGAAACAGACAGUGGUGGGAAGGUCAGAGCGGCAUUAUGUUUCACAUCCAUUGUGCCAUUUUUUUCGUUGUUGCUUAAAGUAAAUGUCUCAACUGUCUUGCUAUGUUGUAUUACAUUAAAACACUUGUAAUUCC